UCGCGGUGUUUGACAGCUGAUCAGUCCAACAUGGCGGCUGUUAGCUGAAGCAGCCGGAGCUCCUGCGGGUUUUAUUGUCUUUGUCAGCCGUCAGGAGGAGCCCUGCUCCGGGCAGGAGACUCUGGAGGCCUCGGUGAGCGGAGCAGCGACAGCUUGUUUCCUCCCGGUAGAUUCCCGGUUGUUUCCCGGUAUGUCUGCGGCGGACUGACACAACAACWACAGGCGGGCUGAAGGCGGGCUGUCUGCGGGCUUUCCUCACCUGUUCCCCGGUAUGACUCACAGGUAAACUCCGCCCCCUCGCAUCACCUGACAUGUCCUCACCUCCAUCAGAGCCUCCCAGGUCCCAGCUGAGACUGGCCCCAGCACUGGACUCCCUGUCCAUCUCCUCCCUCCUGUCGGGGGGGCCGGAGGAUGAAGGAGGAAGAGGAGAGGAGGAGGAGGGACUGGGGGACYUGGAGGUGAACCCGUACGAUGGUCUGCCCUUCUCCUCCAGGUACUACGCCCUGCAGGAGGAGCGGCAGCAGCUUCCUGUGUGGAGCCUCAGGCACAAGCUGCUGGAGCACCUGGAGACCCACAGCAUGGUCCUGCUGAGUGCCGCCAGCGGGUCGGGCAAGAGCACCCAGGUUCCUCAGUGGUGCGUGGAGUUCGCUCUCUCCUUCGAGUUCUCUCACGGUCUGGUCUGCUGCUCUCAGCCACACUCGGCGGCGGCGGUGAGUCUGGCUCUCCGGGUGGCCGAUGAGAUGGACCUGAGUCUGGGCCUGGAGGUGGGCUACAGGGUGGCCCACGACGACAGCUGCACACCUGACACCUUACUCAGGUUCGUCAGCGACGCCCUCCUGCUGGAGGAGAUGAUGUCGGACCCCCUGCUGCGUCAGUACGGUGUGGUGAUCCUGGACGAGCUCCAGGAGCGCACGGUCCCCACCGACGUGCUGCUGGGUCUGCUCUGUGACGUCUGCUGCCAGAGACCCGACAGCUUCCGGGUGGUCCUCCUGUCCCACCCCACGCUCGCCCCCCGCCUCACCGCCUUCCUCGGACCCUCCGUCCCUCACCUCAGCACGGACGGCCCGGCCCAGCCCCCGGGCCCGGAGGUGGAGGUCAUGUACAGGGAGCUGUCGGGGAAGGAGGCGGCAGCUUCCUGUCACAUGGUUCUGGACCUGCACCGGAGAGGAGAGGAGGGAGACGUGAUGGUGUUCCUGUCCGGUCCUCAGGAGAUCGACGAGUGUCUGACUCUGCUGGAGAACGAGUCUGUGGCUCUGAGUCCUCAGCUGGGACCUCUGAGGCUCCUCCCCCUCCACGCCGGACUGGCUGGUCUGACCCAGAGGGUCUACGACCCGGACCCCUCGGUGCAGAAGGAGGCGGGCGGUUCUGAGGGUCCGGGCGUUAAACGGAGGGUCAUCCUGACGGACUCUCUGGCCGAGGCUUCGUUCUCCCUGAGGGGAGUUCGUUACGUCGUGGACACCGGGCUUCAGCUCAAAGCUGUUUACAAUCCACAGAUCAGAGCGAACUCUCAGGUCCUGAUGAGGAUCAGUAAACACCAGGCUGACAUGAGGACUCAGAGGGUCAACAGUCCGCUCCCAGGGUUGUGUCUUCGUCUGUACCCUCAGUCCCUGUACGAGGAUGGGAUGGAGGAGGCCCACUGUCCCGGGGUGACCGAGGAGAACCUCAGCCACCUGGUCCUGCUGCUGAAGAGACUUGACAUCGCUGACAUGGGCCAGUGCAAGUUCUUGGACAGACCAGCUCCUGAGGCCCUGAUGCAGGCCCUGGAGGACCUGGACUACCUGGCGGCGCUGGACGAUGACGGGAACCUGUCAGAAGUAGGGAUCAUCAUGUCGGAGCUKCCGCUCGAGCCGCCGCUCGCCAAAUCUCUAAUCGCCGCCUGCGAAUACGACUGCGUGGACGAGCUGCUGACUGUCGCCGCCAUGCUAACAGCUCCUUCCUGUUUCAUGGCUGCAGAAGCCAACACGGAGGAAGCGGCCGUGGCCGUGUGGCGUCCUCUGAUGCACGCAGAGGGUGAUCACAUGACCCUCAUCAACAUCUACCACGCCUUCAUGGAGCACAACCAGGACGAGGCGUGGUGCACCGCCAACCUCCUCAGUCACACCGCCUUACGGCAGGCGGCGGUCAUCAGGGCGGAGCUUCUGGAGGUGAUGCAGAGGAUAGAACUUCCUGUUUCUCCCCCAGCGUUUGGAUGUCAGGACAACUGCACGAACAUUAAACGAGCGCUCAUCUCAGGCUUCUUCCUCAAAGUGGCUCAUGAUGUCGACGGUGCCGGGAACUACCUGCUGAUAACUCACCGCCACGUGGCCCACCUCCACCCCUUCUCCUCGUACCUGUGUCUCCAGGCGAGCCCGAGCCCCCCGAGCUGGGUCCUGUACCACGAGUUCACCGUCUCCAGCGACAACUGCAUCUGCAUCGCCUCAGAGGUCCACCCCCACAUGCUGGUGGAGUUGGCGCCGCAGUACUUCCUGGGGAACCUUCCGGCGAGCGACGGGAAGGAGCUUCUGAUGGAGAUCAGGCAGAGUCUGGUGCCCCCCUCAGGUGAGCUAGACUCACAGGAACCCAGCAGGACUCAGAGAGACUCUGACGGGACAGCAGGGACUCAGAACCAGUCCAACACUGAGCUCUGUGUUGUCCAAUGAGAUGGAGGAGGGGGCGGAGCUUCUCAGGAACCCCAGCACGUCGCUGUCACUUUAUGGUUUGAUUUGGGUACUUUUUAGCAACGAUUCUUAGAUUUCAGCUGGAAAAUAAAUGUUCAGCUGAUAUUUACCUCCAUGAUGCUGCCACCACCGUGCUCUGCAGAGGGGCGGGGUCAUCGUAGCAUUUGAUUGGACGUCUUCUGGAAAACACUAAAUCUGGAGCUCUGAAUAAAGUUCAGCUCCCAGACUGUGGAGGACACUCACUCUUAUGUUUUUCUGUUUAAACUUUAUUUUAAACUCUUAUUUAAUGAGUUGUUCCUGUUUGUGGUAAAUUAUGAAUAAAUGUUUACUUUUAGGAUGAAGACAUGAAGGUAAAUUAAAUACGGUGUCAUYGUUUAGUGUGUUCAGAAACACAGGAAGUUCAGCUCUAUGCAGAUGACUUCAUGUUUUACUGGGAUCUUCUAAAUGUUUGUUUUUAYGUUUUCAUAAAGUUCGGGUGUUUGGAUUUUUAAUAAGGUCCCUCUGCCUUUUCUUACUGAAUAAAAUGAGUUUCUAAUUAAGCUA
This is a messenger RNA of Austrofundulus limnaeus, 3200 nucleotides long. RefSeq names its product DEAQ box RNA-dependent ATPase 1 (gene dqx1). Gene Ontology annotation, molecular function: helicase activity; RNA binding. The transcript is spliced from 12 exons. Gene Ontology annotation, cellular component: spliceosomal complex; intracellular anatomical structure. The record is from RefSeq and is a predicted model, not a curated record. The coding region runs from base 312 to 2639 and encodes 775 amino acids. NCBI's taxonomy places the organism in Eukaryota, Metazoa, Chordata, Actinopteri, Cyprinodontiformes, Rivulidae.